This is a messenger RNA of Synchiropus splendidus (mandarinfish), 1589 nucleotides long. RefSeq names its product arginase 2 (gene arg2). Gene Ontology annotation, molecular function: arginase activity; manganese ion binding. Gene Ontology annotation, cellular component: mitochondrion; cytoplasm. The transcript has 9 exons. The coding region runs from base 99 to 1145 and encodes 348 amino acids. The record is from RefSeq and is a predicted model, not a curated record. NCBI's taxonomy places the organism in Eukaryota, Metazoa, Chordata, Actinopteri, Syngnathiformes, Callionymidae.
CUUCUCUGUUAGCGGAAGGAGCUCUGAGCUGAUUAUUGUAAGGGCCAGGAUUUAUUGAAAACAAGUGGAGGCGACCCCAGAAGGACACCGAGCAAACCAUGGCUUUGAGAGGACCCCUCCGUCUUCUCAGAAACCAACUUCUGUCCACAUGUCAGCAGACGAGAGCUCAGUCUGUGGCGGUCCUCGGAGCGCCGUUCUCCAGAGGACAGAAACGGAGAGGCGUGGAACACGGCCCCAAAGUGAUCAGAGAUGCGGGGCUUAUCGAGCGGCUUUCCAGUUUAGAGUACUCAGUCCAUGACUUUGGGGACCUUAAAUUCCACCACAUGGAGAUCGAUGAACCUUACAUGGGUGUGAAGUCCCCUCGCUCAGUGGGCGGAGCCAACAUGAUGCUGGCUGGUGCUGUGAGCAGAGCGGUUGGAGCCGGACACACCCUUGUCAUGCUGGGAGGAGACCACAGCCUUGCAAUUGGAUCGGUGAGUGGUCAUGCCCAGCAGUGUCCGGAUCUCUGUCUCAUUUGGGUGGAUGCCCACGCUGACGUGAACACCCCGAUGACCUCGCCAUCUGGAAACCUCCACGGUCAGCCGGUGGCGUUCAUGCUGAAAGAGCUGCAGGAUAAGAUGCCUGAAAUCCCGGGCUUCUCCUGGACAAAGCCCUUCCUCUCCUCCAGAGACCUGGUCUACAUCGGCCUGCGGGAUGUCGACGCCGGAGAGCACCACAUCCUGAAGAGCUUGGGAAUCCAGUAUUUCAGCAUGAGAGACAUCGACAGACUCGGCAUCCAGAGAGUCAUGGAGGUCACACUCGAUCAUCUUCUCUCCAGAAAACCCAGACCCAUUCACUUGAGCUUCGACAUCGACGCUUUCGACCCGCUGCUGGCCCCGGCGACCGGAACUCCAGUGAACGGAGGCCUGACCUACAGAGAGGGCAUCUACAUCACGGAGGAGAUUCACAACACAGGUCUGCUGUCCGCCAUGGACAUGGUGGAAGUCAACCCUCUACUGGGAGCCAACCACGAGGCCAUCCAGGCCACCGCCUCCUUAGCCGUCGACGUCAUCGCGUCGUCGCUGGGUCAGUCCAGAGAGGGCGCCCACGGGUCCAUGGAUGAGAUCCCCACCGAAAAAGACGAGACAGAGCAGCUUCGCCUCUGAACCCCGGACGGCAAGCUGCACCGUAGCUGAUCAUUCCUCCAUUUUGGAAAGACUUUCCCCUCAUACACAUAAUCGACUGCUUCACUUGAGGAUGAAGCAACUGGCAAUAACUUAUUGUUCUGCUGUAUGGAAUGUGUGUUAAAGCGACUGCUUCAUAUUUAUUUUGUGUCUAGUUUACAGAAGUCCAUCACUAAGCCAGACUCCUAGUAGGGCUCAUGCAGCUGUGCCAUGUGUAUUUGGAGCAGCUGUAGUGACUGCAAUAGGUGACUUUUUUUAAGUUCCAGAAGAAUCCACUGUAGAUUUUAGAUCAUCUACUUACUAUAUCAGUAUUCAUUGGCUUGAAGAUCUUUUGUACUUUAAAGUUUGGGAUCAUGUAACACUUGAAAUGGCUGUGAAUAACUAUUAUUCUUGUAAUAAAUGUUAUUUUCUUGGGUCUUCCUUGAA